AUGAGUGACCUCUUUGACCUUGACGUUCAAAAGGCUCGGCUCUCCCGCCGUAGCCAAGCCACGCAUCCAGACGAGCCAACACUUCCGCCUCUCACCACCCUCCGCGCCGCAGAAUCUACGCUGCCAGACCCAAACUCUGCGGGCUAUUUGUCCGGCGGGUCGCAAGAAGAUACCGUCAAGCACAUCGUGCGCGAUAUCAUACCCGCCCUAAACGGUCAAGGCCUCUCGCCUCACUACUACGGAUUUGUGACCGGUGGGGUCUUGCCCAUCGCCGAAUGGGCCGAUAAUGUUGUUUCUCGCAUGGACCAGAACGUGCAGGUGCAUCUACCGGACCAGACCAUCGCGACGGCCCUAGAAGAUGCGACGUUGAAGAUGAUCAUUUCACUCUUGAGACUCGGAGAUGCGGAGGCAUGGAAGGGAAGAACGUUCACGACAGGUGCGACUGCGAGUAACGUGCUGGGAUUAGCGUGCGGGAGGGAAGCACUUCUCGCGAAGAGACUGGGAUCAGGGGAAAGUACCGGCGAAUUGGGGCUACUGGGCGCAUGCUUAAAAGCGGGCGUGACGGAGGUGCAGGUUCUAACUAGCGGCGGGCAUAGUUCUCUGAGCAAAGCCGCCAGUAUAGUCGGGCUCGGAAGACGCUCGGUGAAGGAGCUGCGGGCGGGUGAAGACGUGCCAUGGCGACUCGAUCUCGUGGCCUUUGAGCGGGAGCUGCAGAAGACGGGUACGCUGAGUAUCAUUUCAAUAAGCGCUGGGGAAGUGAACACUGGCCGAUACGGAGUGAAUGGAGUUGAGGAGAUGAGAAGAGUGAGAGAAUUGGCGGACAAGUAUGGAGCCUGGAUCCAUGUCGAUGGCGCUUUCGGUAUAUUUGCUCGUGCUCUAGAGGCCAAGCCAGAGUAUAAAGUUGUCAGGGAAUACGCAGAGGGCCUCGAACUUGCUGAUAGUAUCACGGUAGAUGGACACAAGUUACUCAACGUACCAUACGAUUGUGGUAUGUUCUUCACCAAAUCACCCGAAGUCUUGCAAUCCGCCUUUGUCAACCCGAACGCCGCCUAUCUCGCGUCUGGGUCCCAAGCGAGCAUCCCUUCGCCGUUGAACAUUGGUAUCGAAAAUUCGCGACGGUUCCGCGCCCUGCCUGCUUAUGCUGUGCUUUUGAGUGAGGGUCGAUCGGGAAUUUCGAGCCUCUUAUCAAACAUGACGGACCUCUGCCGACGGGUCGCUGGAUUCAUUCAGCAAUCAGAGCAUUAUGAACUAUUGCCCGACGAACAGGCUCCCCUUGAUGAGAUAUUCAUGAUUGUCCUGUUCCGAGCAAAGAAUAAGGAAUUGAACGGUGUUCUCGUUCAAAAGAUCAAUGAUACAAGAAAAAUAUACGUAAGUGAGACGAAGUGGAAGGGCGAGAAGGCGGUGCGGAUAGCGGUGUCGAAUUGGAUGGUGAAUGUGUCCAGAGACUUCGAUGUGAUCUCAUCGACCUUGAAUGCGGUUGCAGAUGGGAAUGGAGACGAUUGA
Molecule: messenger RNA, 1503 nt
Organism: Scedosporium apiospermum
Lineage: Eukaryota; Fungi; Ascomycota; Sordariomycetes; Microascales; Microascaceae
Exons: 3
Coding region: 1-1503 (500 amino acids)
Biological process (GO): carboxylic acid metabolic process
Molecular function (GO): pyridoxal phosphate binding; carboxy-lyase activity
Source: RefSeq, a predicted model, not a curated record